AUGACAGACGAUGAUGCGGAUCUGGAACUCAGCUUGCCGGCGGAAGAGCCCGCUGAGGUUACCACAUCGUACGAAGACUGCAGCUCUUCUGCAGCUUCAGAGAAGAACGUCCACUCGGACUCUUCCAGCGACGCUGCGCGGCCGUCUGAUGUAGUGGGUGCGAAGGGCGGAUUCAGCCCAUCGUUUUCUUUUGGGGCAAACAUCGCUGUCAAGAGUGACAGUGUACCCACCGCCGUUCCCAGCGGCGGUGGUGGGGGUCUUUUUGGUAAAGGUCCCAAUCCGUUUGGCGCUGCCAACGCGAAGGAAGGGGACGCUAAACCUUUUGUUUUCGGUGCCGCUUUUGAGAACAAUAAAAACACUGCUGUUGCCACGGAAAGCGCAGGCAUAUUUGGCGCUGUUGGGGGCGCAGCAAGGCCCUUCAGCAGCAGCAGCGCGAAGGACGGCGGCGGCGCAGCUUUCUCCUUUGGUGCAGAUUCUCUCAAAAAGGGUGACAGACCUGCAGGAGCUGUGCCAACUCGUGGCGCUGCAGGUGCCGUCGGCAGUCAACCAAAACACAUGGAUCCUGCGAAUGUCAAAAAGGACGACGACACGCCGGCAAAGCGGAGUGUCGAAGGCAACACCACAAUCAACGAGGGUGUUUCCGGCAACGCAGUGGCCGUUGAUGUCGCUGCGCCUCCACCGCUUAACAACGAUGCCUCCGCUGUAGUGCGAACUCCAGACGUUUUAGCACCACUGUUCUCGUUGGAGGAUGUCCAUAGAGUUGUUUCUGAGGCCUUGUGCGAACAACGGGAGGCAAUGAAGGCGGAAUGGGACGCGUUUCGCAAGGAUCUCUUAUUUGACAUUCGACAGGCUGUGUCGGAAGCAAGCACGCGUAAUGUCGUGGGCGAAAGGGCUGAUUUUGAAGAACCCGCCGCAGAGAUGAACGAAUCUCUAGUGCGACGACAUCUAUCAAAGGCGUUUCGUAAGUACUAA
Molecule: messenger RNA, 972 nt
Organism: Leptomonas pyrrhocoris
Lineage: Eukaryota; Euglenozoa; Kinetoplastea; Trypanosomatida; Trypanosomatidae
Exons: 1
Coding region: 1-972 (323 amino acids)
Source: RefSeq, a predicted model, not a curated record